AUGAGCACUCCGCCAACGCCAAUCCAUCCGGCUCCGGACCAGGAGGUGGCUGAUCUCCCUCACACAAAGUUGGACGGCGACAAUCUUGAUCUCAAUCCCACCCUCGAAGAUGACUUGGACGACGAUGACGUGAGCAUGCAAUCGACCCGACCAACAGAAGACAUUGGCGACGAUAAGGAUAAUGUGAAGGUGGAGAUCACUUCGUGGACAAUGCCUUUUGAAGAUGCGUACGAGGCCGAGUUGUUGAACUUGCAACAACAGAAACACCCCGAGGUGAGCAUUGGCCAACAGAGCAAGCUCAUAUCGUACUUGGAUAAUGAGUUCCUCAAAGUGCAGAGAAAAUUCGUCAAGAACCAAGCAGAAUCCCGCCAUGAGUACUCGUUGCACAGCUUGCUCGAGGAUUUGUCCCAGAUCCUAGAUGUUCUCUGGGUGCUGAUAUCUCCAGAGCACGAACUAUUCGGUCAGGAGGAGUACUUUAUCAAGGUUCUAGGUGACCUAGAGGACUGGGUAGACUGGUACGAUCUCAGCGAGUACGACUGCUUGGAUAGGAAGACCGAGAUUUUCCUUUUUGGUCUAUUUACAUUUUUCCAGAAGGUGGAUGUACGCAUAUCGCUUCUCGUAGAUGGCAUAGAGAAGAAAGGUGACCUUCGACUGAAGUUUGACAGGACUCAAUUAGUUCGUCUCUUCCCAAUUGUCAACCGCCUCAGGCUAAUUAUAGUAGGCAAGCUUCGCCCAAUACGCGACGAGUUAUCGCGAUUGAAGGAUCUACAAAAGAAAGAGGCAAACAUCUUAUUAAAUUUUUUUGACGUUGAAGUUGGUCGCCUUUUUGAAGGAACUCUCGAAAGAAGCUAG
Molecule: messenger RNA, 852 nt
Organism: Candidozyma auris
Lineage: Eukaryota; Fungi; Ascomycota; Pichiomycetes; Serinales; Metschnikowiaceae
Product: TFIIH complex subunit TFB6
Exons: 1
Coding region: 1-852 (283 amino acids)
Cellular component (GO): transcription factor TFIIH holo complex
Source: RefSeq, a predicted model, not a curated record